AUGAGUAGUUGCACCCAACACAUGGUGAUCGGUAUCCUAAGAAAAAACUCAAACAAAACAGUUUCAGUUUCAACACGACAUGCAAAACAACUCCACGCACAUGUCCUAAAAAUCAAAGGAAUCUCCCAUGAAGACAACAUCCUCGUACUCUCACUCUACUCCAACCUCAACCUCUUACACUAUUCCACCAACCUCUUCAAUUCUCUUCCUUCUCCUCCUCCACCUCUCGCAUGGUCUUCCCUUAUCAAAUGCUACACUUCUCACUCCCUUCUCCACCUUUCCUUCUCCUCCUUCAACUCCAUGCGCGCUCUCUCUGUUCCACCCAAUCGCCAUGUUUUCCCUUCUCUCAUCAAAGCUUCCACUCUUUUGAAACACGCUAAACUCGCUUAUUCUCUUCACGCUUCCACCGUUCGUCUUGGUCUCGAUUCUGAUCUCUAUGUUGCCAAUGCACUCAUUAAUAUGUACGCUAAAUUUCAUAGUUUUUCUGUUAAUGCAAAUGCAGGCAACGUGUUUGAUAUAUUACCUCUGAGAGGGAAAUCUGAGAUUCAUAGUGUAAGGAAGGUUUUUGAUAUGAUGCCUGUUAGGGACGUUGUUUCGUGGAAUACUGUUAUUGCAGGGUAUGCUCAAAACGGGAUGUUUGUUGAAUCAUUGGACAUGGUUAGAGAGAUGGGGAAGAAUGGUAAUUUGAAGCCGGACUCAUUCACUCUUUCGAGUAUUCUUCCUGUUUUCGCUGAGCAUGUUGAUGUUUGUAGAGGGAAAGAGAUUCAUGGAUAUGCUGUAAGAAAUGGGUUUGAUGGGGAUGUUUACAUUGGAAGUAGCUUGGUUGAUAUGUAUGCAAAGUGUAAUAGACUGGAAAAUUCACUAUGUGCUUUUUACCUCUUGCCACGAAAAGAUGCUAUUUCAUGGAACUCUAUCAUUGCUGGUUGUGUGCAGAACGGUGAAUUUGAUUGUGGGCUUGGAUUCUUUCGUCAGAUGUUGGCGGAAAAUGUGAGACCUAUGCCUGUUUCUUUCUCUAGUGUUAUACCUGCUUGUGCUCAUUUGACUGCUUUGAAUUUGGGGAAGCAGCUUCAUGGAUGUAUAGUUAGAAUUGGUUUUGAUGAUAAUGAGUUUAUUGCUAGCUCUCUUGUGGACAUGUAUGCAAAAUGUGGUAACAUUAAGAUGGCUAGAUGUGUUUUUGAUAGAACGGAGAAACGGGAUAUGGUGGCGUGGACUGCCAUCAUUAUGGGAUGCGCAAUGCACGGGCAUGCCCUCGACGCGGUUUCCUUGUUCGAAAACAUGUUGGAGGAUGGAGUGAGGCCUUGCUACGUGGCAUUCAUGGCUGUUUUAACUGCAUGUAGUCAUGCUGGAUUGGUAGAUGAAUCUUGGAGGUAUUUUAACAGUAUGGAGAGAGAUUUUGGCAUUGCUCCUGGUUUGGAGCACUAUGCUGCCGUUGCUGACCUGCUUGGUAGAGCUGGAAGAUUAGAAGAAGCUUAUGAUUUCAUUUCUAACAUGGGAGUACAACCAACUGGGAGUGUGUGGUCAACACUGUUGGCUGCAUGCAGAGCUCAUAAGAGUGUUGAAUUAGCCGAAAAGGUUGUUGACAGGUUGCUUUUGAUUGACCCUGAAAACAUGGGGGCUUAUGUUUUAAUGUCAAAUAUCUAUUCAGCUGCACGGAGAUGGAAAGAUGCUGCAAGAUUGAGAAUACAAAUGAGAAAAAAGGGCUUGAAGAAGACUCCUGCUUGCAGCUGGAUUGAGGUUGGAAAAGAGGUGCAUACUUUUAUGGCUGGAGAUAAAUCACAUCCUUAUUAUGAAAAAAUAAACGAGGCAUUGAAUGUUUUGUUGGAACAAAUGGAGAAAGAAGGUUAUGUCCUUGACACAAAUGAGGUGCUCCAUGAUGUUGAUGAGGAACAUAAACGCGAGUUGUUACAUAACCACAGUGAAAGACUUGCCAUAACAUUUGGCAUCAUUAGCACUACUGCUGGUACCACAAUCAGAGUAAUAAAGAACAUUCGUGUGUGCACGGACUGCCACACUGCAAUUAAAUUUAUAGCAAAGAUUGUGGGAAGGGAAAUCGUCGUGAGGGAUAACAGUCGAUUUCACCAUUUCAAGAAUGGGUCUUGUUCAUGUGGUGAUUAUUGGUGA
This is a messenger RNA of Lathyrus sativus (Indian pea), 2121 nucleotides long. The record is from the annotation of a GenBank genome assembly. NCBI's taxonomy places the organism in Eukaryota, Viridiplantae, Streptophyta, Magnoliopsida, Fabales, Fabaceae.